This is a messenger RNA of Acaulospora colombiana, 870 nucleotides long. The record is from the annotation of a GenBank genome assembly. NCBI's taxonomy places the organism in Eukaryota, Fungi, Glomeromycota, Glomeromycetes, Diversisporales, Acaulosporaceae.
AUGAGUCAAUCACCAAUCACUCAAGUCAGUCCAGAAAACCCAGAAACCCAAUCUACUCCUUCGAAAAAUGUUUCCAUCUCAACUUCCACUACAUCCACUACCCUUGCAAAUCCAGGUCCACCCGCAACUACAAGUCCAAAAUCCCCGGCAAACACCGGAGCUACCCAACGCCCGCCACCGCGUUCAUUUUUCUCCUUGCUUUUUUGUUGCACAUGGGGUGCUGGUUCCAUAGUCAAUGAAAGCGACAAGGUGGAACCCACCACUGGCGCCUCUGUCGCAGUAACGUCAUCCGCGACUACACCUAAAGCUACUCCCAAAAAGCCGCCAGUGGAGCAAGAAAAACCAUCGGACGCAACCACUCAACCAGUGGUACCUGAGACGCCUGUGGAAGAGCCGGUCGAAGAGUUAAUUCAUCAAGCAGACUUUGUUGUACCAGUUGAAAUUGAGAAUCAAAUGCAUAAUGUUUAUGUGAUAAAGCGACCAGGUGUCGAUCAAUUUUUGAGAAAGAUGGGCGAAAUAUAUGAGAUUGUUGUGUUCACGGCUAGUUUGUCCAAGUACGCCGAUCCCGUCCUCGACAUGCUGGAUCAAACUAAAGUUGUGAAACAUCGGUUGUUCAGAGAAUCAUGUUAUAAUCAUAAGGGAAAUUAUGUGAAGGACUUGUCGCAACUCGGUAGGGAACUUCGAGAAACCAUCAUUAUUGACAAUUCACCAGCUAGCUAUAUCUUCCACCCCACCAAUGCUGUCCCGAUAUCGUCAUGGUUUAAUGACCCCCAUGAUACCGAAUUGUUGGAUCUGAUACCAUUUUUGGAGGAUUUGACGACGGUAGACGACGUGAUGGUGGUUCUGGAUUCUUCUAAUGAAGCUCACUAG